AUGACUAACAUAUUGGGUCCAAAACAAAGAAAACAAAGAGAUAAUUAUUGGGACAGCGAUCAAGCUGAUAAAGAUAGAGAAGAACUUGAAAAGAGAACUGUAGGUGGCAAAGAUUCUGAAGAAGAGGAAUCAUCAUCAUCAGAGGAAGAGGUCAAGAAACCAACACCAGCUUCAUCUAAAAAGAAACCAGCUGCAAAGAAUAAUGGAAAAAAGGCUGCUGCUGUAGUUGCAUCUAGUUCAGAGUCGGAGUCGGAAUCUGAAUCAGAGUCUGAUGAUGAACCAGUACCCGCUGCAAAGAAGGGUGGUAAACAACCAGCCAAACCAGCUGCAAAGGCUGCUGCAAAGAAACAAGCUGCCAACAAUAAGAAACAAGCAGUCGUUGCAUCAGAGUCGGAAUCAGAAUCAGAAUCGGAAUCGGAAUCAGAAUCAGAAUCAGAUGAUGAACCAGUACCUGCAAAGAAACCAGUUGCCAAGGCAUCAGCCAAGGCACCACCCAAACCAGCACCAGCAGCAGCUAAAAAGGGUGGCAAGAAACAACGUGAAAACUAUUGGGAUAGCGAUCAAAUGGACAAGGAUGCAGAGGAAGCUCAAAAGAGACAAGGUUCAGAUGAAUCGGAAUCUGAAUCUGAAUCUGAAGAAGAGGUCAAGAAACCAGCAACUACAAAGGGUGGUAAACAACCAGCCAAACCAGCUGCCAAGGCACCAGCUAAAAAGGAAGCAGCACCAGCCAAACCAGCUGCCAAGGCAUCUGCUAAAAAGCAAGCAGCUGCUGCCAAAAAGGGAGAGCCACAAGAGGAAAAGAUUUCUGCAUUCUUGAUGAAGCAAAGACAAGAAGAAGAGAAAAAGGUUAGAGAGGCCGAGGAAAAGGCAAAGAGAGAAGAGGAAGAGAGAAUUGCAGACGAAAAGCGCGAGGCUGAAGAAGAAGAGGCAAGACGUAUCCGUAAUGCUGCCAAGAACAAGGUGCUCAAGGAGAAAAAGGAAAAGGAAGCUGCAGAGCGUGAAGAGCGUCUCAGACAAGACCGUCUCGACAAGCUAAAGGCACUUGGCAUGAGUGUCGGAGGCAAUGCACCACCACCCAAAAAGCAACAACCAAAGAAAAAGGAAGAUGAUGUCGUAGAAAAGAUAUCUGCUCUCAAGGUCGAAGAAGAAGAAAAGCAAGAAGAAAAAAAGGUAGAAGAAGAUGAUGAUGUUGGAUGGGAUGAUGACGAUUUCGAAACACAAGAAGAAAAGGUGGCAAGAGAAGCAGAGGAAGCAAGAAAGGCAAAGGAAGAGGAAGAAGCAAAGAAAAAGGCUGAAAAGGAAGCUGCCAAGGCUGAAAAGGAAAACAACAAAAACAAAAAGAACAAAAACAAAAACAAGGAUUCUACUUCUACCACUAGUACAUCGUCAUCGUCUACAGAGGAACCAGAAUUGAGAUCACCCAUUUUAUGUAUUCUUGGUCAUGUCGAUACUGGUAAAACAUCGUUACUCGACAAGAUUCGUUCAACCAAUGUCCAAGGUGGCGAAGCACGUGGUAUUACUCAACAAAUUGGUGCAUCGUUUAUUCCAGUUGAAAACAUUAGAGAUCAAGCCAAGGAUCUUGCUGAACGUCUAAAGUUUGAAUUCAAGUUGCCAGGUUUGUUGCUCAUUGAUACACCAGGUCACGAAUCUUUCAACAAUCUUCGUUCACGUGGCUCUGGUUUGUGUGAUCUUGCUAUUCUCGUCAUUGACAUUAUGCACGGUCUCGAAGCACAGACUAUCGAAUCGAUCAACUUGUUGCGUAUGAGAAAGACACCAUUUAUCGUUGCACUCAACAAGGUCGAUCGUAUCUAUGAAUGGCGUCCAUGCCGUAACGUCGAUAUUAGAGAGUCGCUCAAGGUACAGUCUCGUCACGCCGCUCAAGAGUUUGACUCGCGUGUCAAGGACACCGUUGCCCAACUCGCCGUCCAAGAACUCAAUGCUUCGCUCUAUUGGAAGAAUCCAGACCAUCGCAAGUACGUCUCGCUCGUCCCCACCUCUGCCGUCACUGGUGAGGGUAUCCCCGAUCUCAUGGUACUCGCCACCCAAUUGAUGCAAAAGAUCAUGGCUGAAAAGGUCACCUACCGUGACGAACUCCAAUGUACCAUUCUCGAAGUCAAGACGAUCGAAGGUCUCGGUGCCACUGUCGACGCUGUCCUCGUCAACGGUGUGCUCAGCGAGGGUGACAAGAUUGUCGUCUCUGGUUUCGGCGCUCCCAUCGUCUCGACCAUUCGUUCGUUGCUCACCCCACCCCCUCUCAGAGAGACUCGUGUAAAGACUCAACUCAUCCCCAACAAGUCGGUCAAGGCAUCGAUGGGUGUCAAGAUUGUCGCUCCUGGUCUCGAAAAGGCUGUCCCCGGUACAUCUUUGCUCGUCUGUACCGAAGACGACGAUCUCGAAGACCUCAAGGCACAAGCACAAUCUGAAAUCGACUCUGUACUCAAUGACGUCGAAACUUCAGGUGUUGGUGUGUCUGUACAAGCAUCGACACUCGGCUCUCUUGAAGCCUUUAUCAGCUUCUUGAAAAAGAUCAAGGUCCCCGUCGCCAAUGUCGCCAUUGGUCCCAUCCACAAAAAGAACGUCAUGGCCUGUUCCAUUAUGCGUGAAAAGGACCCCAAGUAUGCCAUCAUGCUUGCCUUUGACGUCAAGAUUGAAGAGUCGGCUCAACAAGCCGCCAACGACAUGAAGAUCACCAUCAUGAGCGAAGACACUAUCUAUCUCUUUGAGAAGCGUCUCGAAGACCACUUUAACGCCAUCAAGGAGAAGCUAAGAGACGAGACUGCCAACACUUGUGUCUGGCCAGUACUCUUGGACGUUAUCCGUGUCUUUAGAAAGAAGGAUCCCAUCUUGGUCGGUGUCCGUGUCAAGGAAGGUACCCUCCGUAUUGGAACACCCCUCAUUCAGGCUGAAGGUAUGGCCGAUAUCGGUACCGUCCAAAACAUCAAGCUCAACGAAAAGGACGUCCAGGUUGCCAACAAGGGUGACGAAGUCUCCAUCUCGAUCAAUGACUCUAGCGCUAGCACUACCUUUGGCCGUCACUUUGACGAUAAAAAGGUUUGGUUCUCUAAAAUUUCACGUGACUCUAUCGAUGCCCUCAAACAAGGUUGGGGUGAUGAAUUGUCCAAACAAGACGUCGCUCUCAUUAAAUAUAUGAAACAAGUUUUCAAAAUUCAAUAA
Molecule: messenger RNA, 3174 nt
Organism: Cavenderia fasciculata
Lineage: Eukaryota; Evosea; Eumycetozoa; Acytosteliales; Cavenderiaceae
Gene: eIF5b
Product: eukaryotic translation initiation factor 5B
Exons: 2
Coding region: 1-3174 (1057 amino acids)
Molecular function (GO): translation initiation factor activity; GTPase activity; GTP binding
Source: RefSeq, a predicted model, not a curated record